AUGAGUAAGGAAGAAGUCGAAAUAAAGAAGGAGUCUAAGAAAGACAAGAAAGAAAAGAAAGAAAGAAAGAAAGAAAAGAAAGAAAAGAAGCAGAAAAAAGCUGUAGAUGAAGACAGUGAUAAUGAAAAUGAAAGUAGCGGUGACAGUGAUGAUGAAGAAAUAGCUAUUGAUUUAAAUGCCGGUGUACCAUUAUCUAAGAAGCAAAAGCGUUUGUUGAAAAAGGGUAAAUUAAAUCUUGAAAAGUUAGCAAAAAAGAACCCACCACCAAAACCUAUCUUGACAGAAGAAGAACAAAUCAAAAAAGAUGCUCAAGAACCUAAGAAAUCUGAAUAUGGUGUUUGGAUAGGUAACUUAUCAUUUGAUACAACAAAAGAAGAUAUUACAAGGUUUAUCAUGGGAAAGACUAAUGCAUAUGAUGCUGAUAGCAAUGAUGGGCUUGUCAAAAUUGAACAAUCUGAUUUCAUAAGAAUAAACAUUCCUAAGAAAGAAAAUAAAAUAAAAGGUUUUGCUUACGUCGAUCUUCCAAGUGCCAAGCAUGUCGAUACUGUCAUCUCCUUAAGUGAAUCGCAUUUGAAUGGUAGAAAUUUAUUAAUUAAGAAUGCCAAUUCCUUCGAAGGGAGACCACAGAAGGAUACGAAUCCAUUAUCUAAGAACCCACCAUCAAGAAUUUUAUUUGUUGGGAAUUUGUCCUUUGAUACUACUCAAGAUCUAUUAAGAGAACAUUUCAGACAUUGUGGUGAUAUUGUCAAGAUUAGAAUGGCUACAUUUGAAGAUACUGGUAAAUGUAAAGGGUUCGCGUUUAUCGAUUUCCGUGAUGAAUCAGGUCCUACGACUGCUUUGAAAUCGAAAUUAGCCAAAAGUUUAAUUAAUAGACCAUUGAGGUUAGAAUAUGGUGAAGAUAGAUCGAAGUUGACUCCAAAAAAAUUCGCCAGAAAUAGAGAUAAUUUUGAACCUUCAGAACAAGACUCAAUUUCGCAACCACCACCUCAGGUUUCAACAACUAGAGAGAGAACAAAGCCACAAGCAACACCAUUCAAGAGAAAAUAUGAUAAGCCUGAAAAUAAUUCUAACAAAAGACAGAAGUCUUCCAUUGCCUUAGCUACAGCUCAAAGAGCCAGUGUUGCUAUUGUUCCUUCGUCUGGUAAGAAGACUACAUUUGACUGA
This is a messenger RNA of Debaryomyces hansenii CBS767, 1164 nucleotides long. RefSeq names its product Nop13p (gene NOP13). The record is from RefSeq and is a predicted model, not a curated record. Lineage: Eukaryota; Fungi; Ascomycota; Pichiomycetes; Serinales; Debaryomycetaceae. Gene Ontology annotation, molecular function: RNA binding. The transcript has a single exon. The coding region runs from base 1 to 1164 and encodes 387 amino acids.